Messenger RNA from Lutzomyia longipalpis, 4865 nucleotides. RefSeq names its product cholinesterase (gene Gli). Gene Ontology annotation, cellular component: septate junction; tricellular tight junction; cell surface. NCBI's taxonomy places the organism in Eukaryota, Metazoa, Arthropoda, Insecta, Diptera, Psychodidae. The transcript is spliced from 7 exons. Bases 581 to 3400 code for a protein of 939 amino acids. The record is from RefSeq and is a predicted model, not a curated record.
UGCCUCGCGAACCCGCUACCAGAGUCGGUUGGGCGUUGGCGGGUUUUGUUAACGUGGCCCCAAAGGUACUAUACGGCUCAGGAAUUUUUUUUUUCUCUAUUUCUGUGCCUUCCAACUGUGAUUACCUUGUCCACUGAUGACUCGAUUCCUUAUCUAAUCGCAUUCACCUGUCUCCCUUUCCCGCACCUUCGUCUUUUCGUACCUUUUGUGUUGCGUUUCUCUAACACAAAAGUUUCGGGCAGGUGAAACGUUGUAUUGAUUGUGCUACUCCGACAAAAAAAUCAUUUUCGUGGCCUUUCUUCAGGAUUAUUUAUAAGAAAUUCCUCUCCUUGGUUACCAUUGUGAUCCCACCUAUGCAUUUUAUUCCCACAGUGCAAUGAACUAAACGAAAAGACGCCACACAUACUAAAUAUGUCCUCCACCAAAGUGUUUUGACGCCAUUUUUGUUUGGCCCCCCUUUAACAAGCCAAAAAAAACGCCUUAAAUAUUCCGCGAAGAAGUGAGAUGGGAACGAGUUGGUCGCGCAUGAACUGGUUUGCAGAGUGAAGCGCGAAAAAAGUGCCCAAAGUCGCCACGGAAGAUGGCGCAAGAUCUCAGACAGAGUGCCCAAAAUUCUAAGACAAAACCCCAAAAAAGGAUUUCUGUGCGAUGGCGGGGGUUGGCAGUGAUUGUGGGUGUAAUGUGUGUUCUACCAGUUGGAAUAAGAGCUCAAUGGGAUCAGUAUACAACGAGAGAUCCGCGAUUUUAUUCACGCGAUGGAGUCAACAACUACAACCCACCAAAUCCCGGUGAUCCUGAAUACAGAACUUACACGUACAACGAUCGACGGUAUGGAUAUUACCAACCAGCUGGGUAUGGUCAUCUCUACCCUGGGCAGAAGUUACCUGGACAAUACCCAAAUCCCCAUGACACCCCAUUGGGAGAUGAUCGCUUCAAAUUUGAUCCGAGUGAUCCCAACACCUUCCAAACCCCAUUCCCAGGUGUUCUGGGUGGAUGGCGGGAGGAUUUGCAGGGGAAACUACGACGAGACUCCCUCACACUUGACAGAGAUGUCUUCGUCACCACCAACUACGGGCAGGUGCAGGGAUUCAAGGUUUACCUGUAUGACAAUCCCGACCCAUUGUCCUUCUACCGUCCAUGGCAUAGUACAGUGGAUAGGAUAAUGGGGCAGUGCUCAGUCUUCCUGGGCAUCCCCUAUGCACUGCCCCCAACGCACGAGGGGCGUUUUAAACCACCGCGCCCCCAUCGAGGGUGGCAACUAAUGCAGGCUGUUGAUUUCGGCCCUGCCUGCCCACAACCUGUUCGGUACACAGGAGCAACAAAGGGUAUCCGUGACAUGGAUGAGGAUUGCCUCUACUUGAAUGUCUUCUCACCCAAAACGGGCUCUGGAGUUCCGCAAAAAUAUCCCGUGAUGGUUUACAUUCAUGGCGGCGAAUUCACGCGUGGAGCUUCAAAUCUCUUCCCUGCCCACGUCCUUGCGUCCUUCUACGAAGUCGUCGUUGUUUCCAUAAACUACCGCCUUGGUGCCCUGGGCUUCCUUUCGACGUUUGAUGAGAACUCCCCUGGGAACUAUGGGAUUCUCGAUCAAGCCAUGGCCAUACGUUGGGUCUACGAUAACAUUGAAGCCUUCAACGGGGACAGGCACUCAAUUACACUCUUCGGCCCCGGAGCAGGAGCUGCCUCAGCUGGACUCCUAAUGGUUGCCCCACAAACGAGAAAUAUCGUCACCCGAGUGAUUGCUCAAUCAGGAUCAGCUACAGCCGAAUGGGCACUCACAGUGGACAAGUACAGAGCACAGAACACGAGUAUAGUCUACGGGAAGCUCCUUGGGUGCUACAUUGAGUCCUCCUACCGCCUUGUAGAGUGCCUCCGUCUCGGAAGGAGUUUCUACGAAAUUGCAAAUGCCGAAUUUGCCCCGGAUGUGGGCUUCUUCCCCUGGGGCCCGGUAUUGGAUAUGAAUUUAACCUAUCCCGGUGACAAUUGGUACGAAGGAUGGCGCGAAAAGGAUUGGCAAUUCCUCAAGGAAACCCCAGAGCAAAUGAUAAAGAAGGGAUUAUUCAACAAGGGGCUCCACUACAUGACUGGUGUAACAACGCAAGAAGCAGCAUACGUACUAUAUCAGAAUGAGAGUUUAGCACCCUAUUUUGACAUAGAUGAAGACUUUGUGGACCAAAAAAUUCGGGAACUUGUUUUAAGGUACAACUACACCCUAAAUUUGAAUGGAACCUACGAGGCCAUCAAGUACAUGUAUACCCAUUGGCCAGAUCCUUCGAACAAAACCUACAUCAGGGAGGAAUACAUAAAUUUGCUCUCUGAUUUUAUUUAUCGAGCCCCAAGUGAUCAAAUGACCAAACUCUUGGUUGAACAAAACGUCCCGGUUUACAUGUACGUCCUCAAUACCACCGUGGAGGGCAUGAGGCUACAGAAUUGGCGAGCAGUGCCGCACAACAUUGAACACUACUUCCUAACAGGAGCUCCCUUUAUGGACGUGGAGUUCUUCCCGAAGCGAGAUCGUUUAGAGAGGAAUAUGUGGACGGACAAUGAUCGCAACAUGAGCCAUUUCUUCAUGAAAACCUUCUCAGACUUUGCACGCUUCGGGAAUCCAACGCCCCAGCAGGUGUUGGGGCUACACUUUGAUAAAGCCAUCAAUGGAGAGUUGAGAUACCUCAACUUGAACACAACAUUCAACUCCACAAUCAGGAUGAACUAUCGACAGAAGCAAUGUGCCUUCUGGACGCAGUACCUCCCAACUGUUGUGGGUGUUCUUGUACCAACUUAUCCCCCAUCAACGGAGUACUGGUGGGAGCCACAGCAACCACUCCAGAUCGCCUUCUGGAGCAUAUCAGCUGUGUGUCUGUUCUUGGUGAUUCUUUUGGUUGUUUGUUGCAUUCUCUGGCGGAAUGCUAAGAGACAAUCUGAUCGCUUCUACGACGGCGAUGUCUUCAUGGUGGAUAAUACAGGAGCCGAUGGUGAUGCAGGAAUUGAAAAUAUCUCCCAAACGCACCCGUUGCGAUCACGUGAAAAUAUCUACGAAUUCCGCGACACGCCUAAGAAAUCCGGUCCACCAACAGAUAUCUCUUCGGUGCGAUCACCGAGCUCUCUGGCCACAAAUCCCACCGCAAAGUCGGGCAGUCAGAGCUCCCUAAAGAGUGCCAUCUCCCUCAAGGAGGGCGCCCAGAAUGGCCGCGACGGUAACUACGAUCGAAACCUCAACAACAAAGGCAAGGGGAGCGAUGGAAAGAACCUCCUGGCAGACUUUGAGAAAUCACGCGAAGCCAUGACGAGUAGCCCCGUGGAUGUGAAAACAUCCUCACACGGAACACCCAUUCCAGCCAGCAGGAAGACCGUGAAAACCAGCAAGACACAACUUGUGGAAGGAGUACCACAGACCGAAGUUUAGGGAAAAAAAACAAUAAUUCAAUAGUAUUUGUGGAGGAGAUAGGAAAUUUUCCCGUGGAGAAAAUGUGGAAUCAUGAUGGAAUUCCAAAGAAAUUUCCUAAAACGAAAUUCACACAAAUCUCCUCGAGAUCUGUGAAAUGUGUCCUUUUUCAAUUUUCAUUGCAUUUUCUUUUGUAGUUCUAAUGAAAACAAGAACUAUACAAGAAAAAUGAAAUUAAGGAACCUUUUUCUUGGAAAAUUCUCCAGGUUUUUUAUGACUUUUAUUCUGAUUCUUCCAUUGGAAAAUCUCCCAAGUUUUCCAUAUUCUUGCAAACAAAAAAAUAUCUUUUAGACCUUCCAGAACAUAAAAGUCAUUUGGAGACCAUUUCCAUGAUUUUCAAGAAUCAUAAAUUUUAAAAUCAAUGAAAAAAUUAGGAAAAAAUCCACGGAGAAAUUCCAUUACAUAGAAAUUUUCCAAGGAUAUUUUCGUAAUAUUCUCCACAUGAAAAUCACAAUCAAAAGUCUGAAAAGUUUCCACGAAAAAAAAACUAAGAGGUGCCUUUACCGCAUUUUAUUUCCGCGGAGAAUUAGAGAAUUUUCGUGCGUUACUCCACAUCAGCAGGACCAAGAAGUCAGACAUUCAAAAAAUAAAACAUUGUGCAUUAUUUAUUAAGGCAUCGCUUGUAUUUUUUUCUUCUUUUAAAAUUCCCCCCUCUUGGGCUAACCCAUUUAGCUUUGUAUUAUUAUUUUUACAUCAUUACACUUUUUUUGUUGUCUUAAAAACCUACAUAAGAUGGCACAAAGUGCCGCAUUUCUAGCGUAUUUAGAGUUUUGAAUUUUGUAUUAACUUUUUUUUAGUACAAAAAAUCAGAAAAAAACAAGAGAAUUUUUAUAUAAUAAUAAAUUAUAGGAAUUAAGGCUUAAUAUUUUUUUUAAUGAGUAAAUAAUUAUUAUAUAAUAUAUUUAGGAAAUAUAAAUGGGAAAAGUAUUUUUUUGUAAAUUUUUUUCAUUCCCAACAUCUUAUACCGAUAUCAGAAAUCCGUCCAAUAGACCUUUCGACAAUCGAAUCUACGUCCGGGCACUUGGAGCCCAACCCCAAAUGAUCUCGAUUGCGAAAGAUCGUUAAUUAAAUAAGCGUAAUAUAAAAUUGUAUUUUAUAAGAUCUCUCCAUAAUCAUAUGUAAUGUGCAUUAUGUAGCUUCUAGUUUGUAACUCUUUUCUGUAUGACUGCAAAAUGAGCUUAAAAAUUGUAAAUUUUUAUAUUCAUGUAUUUUAUAUACAUUUUUAAACUCAAUUUAUGUAUUUGUUUUGUAUGUUUUUUAUGAGUUUUUAUGUGUUUCUAUGCGUGUGUACGUUUGUUGGUUCUGUAAAGAGAAGAAUCUCUGUACUCAUGACCGUCCAUGUGCUACUUUUGCAUCAUCCAUUGAGUGUUGUAAAAUUGUUUAUUUUUUUACACAGUGUCGCAAUAAACUUACUAUAUGUACACGA